Molecule: messenger RNA, 1470 nt
Organism: Closterium sp. Yama58-4
Lineage: Eukaryota; Viridiplantae; Streptophyta; Zygnematophyceae; Desmidiales; Closteriaceae
Source: the annotation of a GenBank genome assembly
AUGGGUGUAGUCCCCCUCGACCUCUCGCCUUCCCGCCCCUCUACCAGUCAACCCCUUCUCACCCUCUCUCCCGUCCUUCUAUCUCCGUCAAUCCCUCGCCUCCCUGUCUCCCUCAUUUCCCCCCUCCACCCCCAUCAUUCCCUUCCCUCAUUCCCUCCAUUUCUCCCUUCUCUUCCCUCCAGGUCCCCACUAUUUGUUCUCUCCUGCCAUGCAUGCCCUUACUUCCACCUCCUGAUUUCCCUCCUUUCUCCACCUGCGCCCCCUUUUAUUUCCCCCUGCUUCCCCUCGUUUCAUCCUGCUUACCUUCUUUCCCUAUCCUCUUCUGCACCCGUUGUCCCCCUUUCCCCCCCCUGCCCUCCUCUCUCCCCCUUGUCCUUUACUCUACCCAUUGACCUUUACUCUACCCCCUGUCCUCCUCGCUCCCCUCUGUCCUCCUCUCUAUUCUUGUCCUCGCUCCCCUCCUCUUCCCACCUUCCCACCUUCUCUCAUCCCGUACUCCCAUCUUCCAUUCCCCCCCUCCUUCUCUCAUCCUCUCCCCUCCCCCCGCAACUCCCUUCCGUCCUUCUCUCGUCCGGUCCUCCCCUCUAUCAUCCCAUCCCUCCUUCUCUCAUCCCCUCCUUCCCUUACUCAUCCCCUCCUCCCCUCGCUUCUCUCCUCCGUCCUUCUCUCAUCCCCUCCUCCCAUCUCUCAUCCCCUCCCUCCUUCUCUCAUCCCCGCCUCCCCUCGCUCCUCCCCUCCGUCCUCUCAUCCCGUCCCUCCUUCUCUCAUCCCCUCCUUCCCUCACUCAUCCCCUCCUCCCCUCUCCCAUCCCCUCCUCCCUUCUCUCAUCCAAUCCGCAGCCUAAAUCAUUCCCUCAUCCCCUCUCUCUUCCCCUCCUCCCCUCUCUCAUCCCCUCAUUCCCUCUCUCAUCUCCUCCUCCCAUCGCUCCUCCCCACUUUCCGUCUCUCAUCCCGUCCUCCACUCUCCCAUUCCCCCCCUCCUUCUCUCAUCCCCGCCUCCCCUCACUCCUCCCCUCCGUCCUUCUCUCAUCUCAAUGUCCCCUCUAUCAUCCCCACCCUCCUUCUCUCAUCCCCGCCUCCCCUCCAUCGUCCGUUCCGCUACUUUCUCAACCUCAACAACCCAACCUCCUUUCCAAGCUUGGGCCCUUACUCCACCACGGGCCACCCUUACUACCUCGUUCCUCUCUCCUGUACCGUCACCUCCUUGCCACCUUCACUACCCCAAAACCAUCUUCAACACACCCUCCCCUCCCCCUCCAUCCCCUCCUCAGGACCUCGACAACCACUCCUCCUUUCCAAGCUUGGGCCCUUACUCCACCACGGGCCACCCUUACUACCUCGUUCCUCUCUCCUGUACCGUCACCUCCUUGCCACCUUCACUACCCCAAAACCAUCUUCAACACACCCUCCCCUCCCCCUCCAUCCCCUCCUCAGGACCUCGACAACCACUCCUUUUGUCCCCUCAAGUUGA